AUGGUCAAAACAUCGUAUGAAAUAUAUUUACUCCUGGCUAAAAAGAAAAAGCCGUUUUCUGAUGGGGACAUUAUAAAACAGAGUUUGACAAUUUUUGCGCAGAACUGCAAUGAUCAAAAGGUUAUAGCCAUGGCAGAUAGUAUUUCACUUUCGCGCAACACAGUAAUGAGGCGAGUAGAAGAAAUGUCAAUAGAAAUUAUCAGCCAAAUUACAGAGUUUGUCACUAAAUGCAGAUAUUUUUCACUUGCAUUGGACGAAACCUGCGAUUUAACAGGUAUGGCGCAGUUAUCUGUUUUUGUACGCUGUAUUGAUGACAAUUUUAAUAUAUUUCAAGAUUUAUUGGACCUCUGUCAACUUGAAACUACUACCAUAGGAAAGGAUAUAUUUAUGAAAGUUAAAGAUUGCGUUGAGGGUAAGAACCUAAACUGGGAUAAAUGCAAUUCAGUUUGCACUGAUGGAGCACCUGCGAUGAUGGGGAAAGCGAAUGGUACUGUGGCUUUGCUGCAAAAUUACAUCGGUCGACAAUUGUUUUCUUAUCAUUGUAUUAUCCAUCAAGAAGCUUUGUGCGCUAAAGACAUGACGUUCGAGGAUGUGAUUGACCCAGUAGUACGUUGUAUUAAUUUCAUACGUGCCAGAGCAUUUAACCGCCGAGAAUUCAGAAUGUUGUUUGAAGAAGAAAUUAAACAAUACGGCGAAUUACAUCUCUAUUGCGCUGUUCGCUGGUUAUCCAAGGGCGAAAUGGUGAAACAUUUUUAUGAUUUGAGGGACCAGGUUCUGGAUUUUCUGGAGGAAAAACAAGCAUUACCAGCAGAGAGAGCUCUGCUUAAAAAUUCUUCUGCUUUGCGAUCUUGCAUUUGUAGUUACCAUUAUGAAGUACCUUAA
Molecule: messenger RNA, 882 nt
Organism: Parnassius apollo (apollo)
Lineage: Eukaryota; Metazoa; Arthropoda; Insecta; Lepidoptera; Papilionidae
Source: the annotation of a GenBank genome assembly